UUUUUUUUUUUUUUUUUUUUUUUUUCUCUCUUCAAAUCGCCCUGCUUUGCUUGGUGCGAGUAAGUGGGCUUGUUUGUACCGGUACUCGUGCGGUCAUACAUAGUUUGGGCUCUCCGGUGUGGGGUGUCUAUUGUUCGGAGUGUGGUGUGGUUGCAGCCUUUCCAAUAUCAAAGGUCCUUGCCAACCUUGACAGAGUCAGGAGCGCCCUUCUCAAACAAACACCCCCCUCCCCUUGGAUAACCUGUCCAGCUCUUCCAUAAUACUUUUGACGCACGAUUCUUUUUUAAGCUUCCCACCACUCCUUCACCGGUCCUUUUCUCCUCCUCUUCUUCCCCUCUCUUCCUUCAUCAUGUCAGCAGCACAGGAAGAAUUCGACCGCCUAGUAGCAAACAACACAGGCCCGUCGCACUCAGAAAGGAACACACACCCUGAGGACCGAGGACGGGACAGGGACGACGACUACGACGACCUCGACGAGGAAGAACGUUACAGGGCAGCCCAGGUAGACGCAGCCAUGCGCAUGCCCACUUUUGGCUCAGAGGCGGCCGGCGGCGGCGCCGUCAUCAAUCUGCCCCCGCCGUCAUUCGACAGCGGCCGCGCCACCGGAGUGAAGGGCGUCAUCGCCGACGCGAGGAGCUAUGAGACGGCCAAGCAGGCCAAGUGGAAGUCACGCGUGCGCCAGGCCAGGCGGAGCGUGUUGGGCAUGGGCGGCCUGCUCAACAGCGGUGCCACGACCGACAAGAGCGAGUCGGGCGGCAGCGCCGACGAGCGUGACGAUGAUGCCGACAACGAGUUCCUCCAGCAGUGGCGCGAGUCUAGGCGGAGGGAGCUCGAGGCUGAGGCGCAGAACGGCCCCGCCAUACGGAACAGGCGAACAUCACCAAGCGUUCGCAUGUUUGGCAGGUUCGACGAGGUCGACGCGAUGGGUUAUCUGGAUGCCAUCGAAAAAGUUGGCCGCGACACCGUUGUGGCAGUUUUUGUAUACGACCAUGAGUGCGAAGUAUCAGCCGAGGUUGAAGCUGCAUUAAGGCCUCUUGUCACAGCAUAUCCCGCCGUGCACUUUGUCAAGGUCCACUACGACGACAUUGAAUUUGACAAUGCCGCUGUGCCGGCCAUACUCGCCUACCGCAAUCAAGGCGAUUUGAUUGCAAACCUGACUGGCAUAAUUGAGAUGAUACCCGAAAACGAAGACUUUGAUAGCGAGAGCCUGAAGAAGAUAUUCAAGAAGCACAACUUGAUAUAAACUACGGCCACUUGCGCCUCUAUUCCAGAAACUUCGACACAGCCAGUCACUUGUUACAAAAACAACUUUCCUUCUUCGCCUUCCAUUCUUCUUUCACAAUAAACUAGCGAUAUCCGAUUUUCUUUUCUUUUUCCUUUAUUUGGUUUACUUUUUCUUCUUGGUUCUCAUCGAUUUUAUGACAAAAUUUAGAGGUGGGCGGGAUUUUUUUUUCUUGUUUCAGGGCGAUUACUCAGUUGCUGAGGCUUGGGUUUUUGUUCUUUCUCAAGUUCCUUUGUACUACGGUGUUGGAAAUACCACUCUAGGGUGUCUUUUUUUUUUUCUUAAUUCAAAUCGGCCUCGGAAUCAGGUCGUUAUUCGUUCAUUUCUUCUUUUCCAUUCAGCCGCCUCUUGCGUGUGUCUGUUGCUCGUGUUCUUUGGGAUCGUUAAAAACGGUAUAAUAUGCUUGCAGGACUGCCUUGAACGCCUUGUAAAAUUAAACAAAACAAAAAGAGACCUUGUAUCAUUAUUCAUCAACCAAAAAAUGCAGAGGGACAAAAGAAAAGAAGAAAAUGUUCCACAGUACCAAAAAAAACCCAAAAAAGCCAACCCAAUGCUCCAGCAACAAUAAAUAAAUUCCAUACAUAUUUCAUCAAGAAAAAAAAAUGUGAUCGUGUCGUUCUUUCUUUUAAAAGUGCACACUCCUCUUCUUACGCACCUUCUUCCCUUCCUCUCCCCUUCUAUCCCGCUCCCGGUUGAAAAACCCACUGACGCUAGCCGCCGCAUUGUGGACGUAAGGGUUGGUCGAGAGCCGGUUCGCAACGCUGCUGCUACCUCCGCCUACACCACCCUGGAAGGACGACUGACCCCCGGGCUGCUGGGGCGUCCCGCCACCACGCCACCACGACGACAGCGACGGUUGUGCCGAGCUCGAGGGGCCUGCGCUCCCAGGCCGCGGGUCCGCCGGCCGCGGGGGUAGAUUCGGGCGGGCGGACGGCAGAUCCUGGCCCUCGGUGCCGUACAUCUGCCGCAGGCGCUCCGUCUCGGCGGCGAUCUCGGCCUCUCGCCGCUGCCGCUCGCGCCGCUCCUCCUGUUCCAGCAUCUCCUGGAUGCGCCGCUGCUCCUCGGCUUCCCGCCGCGCGCGCUCCUCCGCCUCGCGCUCCUCCUGCUCCACCAUGGCUUUGAGGCGGGCCGUCUCGGCGUCGAUUUCGGCCUGCGUCGCCGGACCUGUGGGCGGCCGAGAUGGAGGCGUCGUUGAUGACAUGGCAGUCGGGGUUGUGGUGGGGAUGUUGUUGCUGGCGAUGGCGCCAGACAUCACGGGCCCGCCGCCGUUGGUGGGUGCGGCGAGCGGCGCCGUGGGCCGAGAGUUCUUGCGCAGCCUCCCGCCCGUCUCGGUCAUCAUGUUGAAGGGGUCCUGCCUCGGGACCAGAUACAGGUCCCUGAUGACGGCAGCGCCGAGCAGAAGGACCAGGUCCAGCCCCUUUCGGUCCUCGACGUCGACGCGGCGCAUGUUCGGCUCGUAUAUGGUCAGGGUCGGGUCGCGGCCCUGCUUGAGGAAUGCGAUGGUGAUGUCGGGCUCCUUGCUCUUGUGUCGACCCAGGCUCCGACCCGACAUGUAGCACGUCAUGUCCUUGGACAGCCUCCCGUCCCGCUUCCACUUGAACAUGACCUUUGGCGCAAUGUCGCUCACAACGGUGGCGUCGGCCUGCUGGCGGUCCAGCUGGCUCGCGCUGGGCAUCCUGAAGCUCCGCGACGGUAUCUCAAACUCCCAGCCGCCGCUCUUGCCCCAGCCGCUGCUGCCAAACAUCUUGAACGCGACCGACUGGUCCGGGUUGUAAAGCUGCACCAAGAAGGCGUCGGGCACCACGGGGGAGGAGGGUGCGGCGGCGCCGUUUUGCGCGCGAAUCUCGGCAGCCGAGAGCGUCGGCUGCGUCCACUCUGGUGCCACCAGGACCUCACCGUAGACGACGCCCGGCUGGUAGGGGUCCACGAUGGCGGCGGCAUAGUUGCCGCGGCAUGCGGGCUGGGAGAUUGGGUCGGCGCGCUUGAAGACGUACUCGGGCUCGGGUUCGGAGCCGUUUUGCGUGAAGAAGAGAACGACCGCGUCUGGGUUGUCCGAGCUCGGGCGGAACUGGAAGCUGGGGAGGUUCUCGUCGAGCAUGGUGGCGGUUUUUAUGCCCCGGCGAGGGGGAGGAGGAGUUCGGCGGGUUCUCGGGUGUUGAACAAAAAAAAGGCUCGGAUGGGGAUCGAAUGUUUUGUGUACGUGCGUGUGUGUAUAUACAGGUCUCUCUGCCUCCCCUUGCCCUCCGAGGUUUUGGGAGCAGCUAGCUUAAGAUAGAGUCUAGAACUAGGUCUAGUCAAUAGUUGAGACGGGCGCUCUGUUUUCCAACUCUUUUGUAGUGAGGGAGUUGAGCAAAAGAUUUUGGUCCUGUCAGACGUGCACGCUUCCUUGGAUUGGCUGACGAGGUAUUGUAUUUUCUGGCACAGGCACAGGAUAGUCUUUUUUUUUUUCGACUUUUCUUUUUUUGUCUAAACAGUUUGCCAACCAAAUGUACAAACGAGAAAUUGUGAUUUGAGUCGUUUCUAGGCAAUUGCAAGCGUUUGAGACAAGGAGUUCCCUUGAGAAUGUGUGAACAAGAUUACAAAAAUAUGGAUACAAAAGAAAAGGACAAAGGACAAGAUUCGAAAAGAGAAUAUUCAAAAAAGACAAAAAGAAAGAAACCACACGAAAAAAAAGAAGAAGCCUAGGCUGACUGAUCUUGGUGUAGUAGCGCCGAGUCGC
Pyricularia grisea is the source of this 4001-nucleotide messenger RNA. RefSeq lists its product as uncharacterized. The transcript has 2 exons. The coding region runs from base 350 to 1243 and encodes 297 amino acids. The record is from RefSeq and is a predicted model, not a curated record. Lineage: Eukaryota; Fungi; Ascomycota; Sordariomycetes; Magnaporthales; Pyriculariaceae. Gene Ontology annotation, biological process: regulation of G protein-coupled receptor signaling pathway.